CCACGAUGGUGGCGGCCCAGGAUGGCUGCCCUGUUUGACCUGAGCAUGCGAAACAUGCCGUCUCCUUUUAAAUUGUCCACCGCCAGGGCCGCGCCUUACAGGAAUCCUUUAUAGCCCACCAGCAUGCGUCGUCGUGCAUCCGCCCACGCCGCAUCCCUUCCCCCUCGACAUGCCGCUGCGGAAGCGCCUGAAGCAGAGCGCCGUCGACGUGCCUGCUGCUAAAGCGGAGCAGAAAAGAAGCAAGCGGCAGCGGCUGGCCGACUUCUUUAGAUCGAGGAAGCAGAAGAAGCCGGAGGAUAAGGAUGCCGCAUCUAUUCCUGUCCCCGCCGAUAAAGAUGCCGCACGGAAGCCCGCCCGAGACUCCAAAAUCACCGAGUCGACGAAGCCGCGCAAAUCGAGCGCGUCGGCCGAGGUCUCGAGCCCUAGAACAGACAAGGCCGAGCAACCGCCCGCCCUAGAAGCAAAGGAGGAGCACAAGGAGGAGCCAAAGGUGGAACCGCUCAGCGAGGAACACAUCCAUGCUCUCUUUUCAGGAGCACCCCACUUUUGGAUCAAGAACACGGAAAGCCAUGCCUUUCCUAGGGCGACUUUUCCUUGGAAUGAGGAAUUGGCUGUCAAGGACGUCUCAGACUCGGUUCAGCUCGCCCAGCCUGCUUUUUCCGCUGCUACGUUGCGUCAACAUCUUCCGGAUCAACAACGGCCUUCAGAGGAAGAAAAGAAAUACACUGGAUAUGAUGUGGAUAUAGUCGAGGUCCCCAGCAUGCUCAGUGCGCAGGGGCUCGAGCCUGGCACUAUCGGCUUUGUACACUUCCUCGAACUGCCGCAAUCCGACAAUCUCAUCACCGACCUCCAGCAGUCCCAGUCGAGCAAUGGCUUCUUGGAAGCCGUGAGGAAUAAGGAGCAGAUGCAGAGCAAGCCGGAGAGACUUGGCAUUCGAGCAGUGGACAUGAGCAUGGUGCACGACCGACUUGUAGAGCUCGGCGAUCUCUUUGAAGCUUUCCAGGACAGUCCGGAACGUAUGACGAUUCUCAACAAUCAAUCGUCUGGAGAUCUGUACGCGAAUCUCUUCGGAAAGUUCCUGACUCCGCCAGGCUACGACAGCACUGCGGAUGAUCCCACAGGUAUGAAGGUCCAGAUCGAUACACUGCUUAAGAUCCUGGGGUUGAAAGGCGUGUGGCACGAUUUCGGUCUCGUGGAAUGGCGGAUUCGGUUGGGCCAGAUUCUCUGGAGCGACUCCGAUCUAGUGCCCGAGCACGACACUCAGCCACUCUGGAGCGAGCGGGACAUUCUUCUCCUACAAAUCCUUUUAGCCUGCGAGCUGCUGCUCCGGCUAGAUGCUGUUACUAGCUUGGAUGUUGAUGACGUCAAAAGCCAGAUGCAUGUCAGCCCGCAAGAUCUUGAGGGCUUUUUGAAACUCAAGACCCGGAAGACGGGCUGGGACUUGGUCCUAGCUCGACGGUUUCUGGAAAACAUACUUGUCGUCAAAGAAGGCGAUGUGAAUAUUCCUAUACCUGAGCAAAAAUCGCGAGGGCUUUUAUCCAUGCUAAGCUCCAGCGCGCCCAAGGGCUCAUCUGAGGCAGAUAACAAAGCGGACAUCAUUCUCCUCCCGCAGCAUCAAGCACGCCAACUCGCCGGCCUUUUUCAUUUCGCAGAAACAGUGCGAUGGCCAGGGAUCGAUCUUCUUCUAAAGAAUUUAGCGCUCAAGCUGGGUGUCCCGGAAACCAGCCAGGAGCCCGUUCCUUUACCUUCUCCGCAUGGCAGGUUCCUGGAUCCCAGCACUCCAUCGUCAAUCAGCGUGUAUGGGACACCGUUGACAACGCCGCGCUCUAACGGUCUCCUUGACAGUUACUUUGGGCAUAUCGGCAAACCUCCUCUCAGCAGAAACAAUUCACUUCAGGUACCGCUCUCGACCACACUGUUGGCCCAUGCCGAUGGUCCUGAUCAUGCCCUGAACGUUGGUGGUUGGCUCAGUCGUUCGUACCUUACUGGCCUUGUUCUGCCUGGCGAAGCCAUCUCACACUUCUUGAUGUCGACCUUGCUUGAGAAUGACAAGCUGGCAAUCGCCGCUCUGGGAGACUCAGCGAACCUUUAUGGCGGCUUCAUCUACGGUGGGAGGACUUGGUGGAGCAAGGCUUCUGUUGUUGCUCGUGUUCUAGGGUGCAUCGAAGGCGCUGUUGAGUGCAUGGGCUGGGUUACAUUUACAACGCUACCGGAAGCACUACCGGACGGCUGGUAUGCCAUCAACAACGAUCAGCUUCAAUCCGAACAACCCGCCCGGAUUGCAGCCGGAGGGGACAUGGUCGCCCGGGAUUCAGCCGUCAUCCCAGGUCACGAGCUCACCUCCGUCAAGCCGGAAGAUCUCGCGCUCCCCAGCGAUCCAGACACGCCACCAAUUCCUUCAGUGGAAUUGUCUCAUUGGAAUCUGAGUCCUGUGAACGCGGACUCACUGGAACAGGACGUCAACUCGACCCCCGGGUCCGAAGCCGAAUCGCAUGUUGCAUCGAUUACAUUCACGUCUCUCGCGCGCGGAGGAUCCCUCGCUUUAACGUUGUCGAAGGACGUCCAUUUCAUCACCUCGUGGCCGUGCACGCCGCCUGCAGCAUCCUCGACACCAAACCUACCGCAGAUCCUCAAGCGCUCCCAGACACAGCUAUCGCGCUCAUCGUCGAAGCGCAGCACCCAUAGCACACGGAGUGCAAGCGGCCGUUCGUCGCGCCAUCUCAGCCGCCGCAACAGCCAUGGGUACGAACCACUACUAUCGCACCCGCCUGAUUCACCGGCGAUAGGUCCCACACGUGUUUGGUCUCCUAUUCCUGACGAAGAGCCCGGCACGUCCUCGACACCGAAGUCUGAGCCAAUGAACGCGCAUCCACUGCAUGUGUCCUACAAAUACAAGAUCGUCCCUGCGACAGAGGUGCUGGAUCAGAACUUCAUCCUUCCAUUCACGAUGCACGGGUAUAUGUCCCCAUCUCUUUCUUCUCAAAACUCACCCAAGGAGGAGAAAGAGGAGGGCGACGCGAAGGACGACAACAAGACCGUCCUCGUCCUUGAUGCACGCUCGUCGAAAGAUCUGGAGCUUCUUGCUCGUGCUUGGUGCGCGGAGAAGGGCCUGCAUGCGCUCGUUGGACGUGUAGGACGCACGUGUCUGGCUUGCUGUAUCCGCGAGGCGAGAGGGAUUGGUGUGAAUGUGCUGAUCAGGGUGUGAAGAUGUGGGUGUAUUCCGUGCCUCCUUUUCAUGACGAACUUUUGAUGAUUACUCGCACAUAUACCCUCGAGAAUGGCUUCUUCGUAGAUAUUUG
Molecule: messenger RNA, 3299 nt
Organism: Trematosphaeria pertusa
Lineage: Eukaryota; Fungi; Ascomycota; Dothideomycetes; Pleosporales; Trematosphaeriaceae
Exons: 2
Coding region: 170-3205 (1011 amino acids)
Source: RefSeq, a predicted model, not a curated record